CAGAUACCCCCGAACCAGAAGUCUCUCUUGCUCUGUCUCAAAUUGCAAUGACUACACAUUCAAAAGCUUCUGUGUCCCUCCCUCUUAACCUUCACUUUCUCUCCCUGAAAAAUUUAUUUUCUCUCUCUUAGGGUUUCUACUGCUUGGAGACCUCUCGGCUUAGAUUCAGUUGGAAAUUACUGGUCUGAUGAGAGUGUAGUUCAAAUACAAGGGCAAAGAAAGUUGUAGAAUAAAUUAUGGAUCAAUCAGAGCAAACACAACAGCAACGGUCGCAACAACAGCAGCAGCCUGUAAUGGGAGUGGUAGCUGGUGCAGUUCAGAUGUCCUAUACUAGUACCCCCUACCAAACUGCUGGAAUGAUGGCUUCUGGAACACCUGCCACAGCUGUGCCAUCCCCAACUCAGCCGCCAUCCACUUUCUCUAAUUCCACUCAUCAGCUUACCUACCAACAGUCCCAGCACUUCCACCAUCAACAGCAGCAGCAGCAGCUUCAAAUGUUCUGGGCCAACCAAAUGGAAGAAAUUGAGCAGACAACUGACUUCAAGAAUCACAGUCUCCCACUUGCUCGGAUUAAAAAAAUAAUGAAAGCCGAUGAAGACGUUCGAAUGAUUUCAGCCGAGGCUCCUGUUAUAUUUGCUAAGGCAUGUGAAAUGUUCAUCUUGGAGCUAACUCUGCGCUCUUGGAUUCACACAGAAGAGAACAAGAGGAGGACAUUACAAAAGAAUGAUAUUGCAGCUGCCAUUUCAAGGACUGAUGUUUUUGAUUUCUUGGUUGAUAUUAUUCCCAGAGAUGAAUUGAAAGAGGAGGGAUUAGGGGUCACUAAGGCUACUAUUCCGAUGGUUGGUUCUCCUGCAGAUAUUCCGUAUUAUUAUGUCCCACCGCAGCAUCCUGUUGGACCUCCAGGGAUGAUCAUGGGAAAGCCAAUUGAUCAAGCAGCAGUAUAUGGAUCCCAGCAGCCUCGACAACCUGUAGCAUUCAAGCCCUGGCCACAGACUCAACCACCACUAGAAGCUCAACAGCAACCAAGUGAUACUUGAUGAAGGGCCAGGUAAAUGGUAAGGUGGCUGGUAGAUUAUUAGCAGAGAGCUGGUCAUUGACAUUGAAUUAUUGUAGUGAAAUGGUAAGCGUGCUUUUGUAAUUGCCAAACUGAGUUGUUUAUGCUAGUCAAAUGCGAGGCAGCUGGAUCAUGUAUGGGCUUUUCUUGCUCUUAUUAUGAAAACCUUUAUGGUUAUGCAUUUCUUUUUCCUUUUGCCCUUUA
Manihot esculenta (cassava) is the source of this 1258-nucleotide messenger RNA. Its product is annotated as nuclear transcription factor Y subunit C-2. Gene Ontology annotation, molecular function: DNA binding; DNA-binding transcription activator activity, RNA polymerase II-specific; protein heterodimerization activity. The transcript has 2 exons. Gene Ontology annotation, cellular component: nucleus. NCBI's taxonomy places the organism in Eukaryota, Viridiplantae, Streptophyta, Magnoliopsida, Malpighiales, Euphorbiaceae. The record is from RefSeq and is a predicted model, not a curated record. Gene Ontology annotation, biological process: regulation of DNA-templated transcription. Bases 237 to 1037 code for a protein of 266 amino acids.